UUCCUUUUGGUAUUGUUUCCAUUUUGGAUUCGAACGUUUUGCGAAUCGGCAAUCUGAGGAAUCUUCAGAAAUUGCAAUACGUAAUGGAAAAAUAAUUUUGGUUUUUAAAAGUGUUAUUUGCCCAAAGGAUCCAGAAUUAAUUGGUGCUGAAGUUGCAAUACAUGGCGAUUUUGUUAAAGACAUUGUAAAUAUUAAUUCCCCCUGCAAGACCUCUUCAAAUCUGCUGAUAUCCUGCCAAAUCCACAAAUAUCCCCUUUAUCCUUCCAAAUCCCCCAGUAUCCCAUUUAAUCCCCCUUGAUCCCCACGAUUUAACUUGUAAAGAAAUAAAAAGUAAAAAAUGAGUUAUUCAGUUGAUAAUUUGGAUUUUAUUUUGGAAUGUUUAUCAAACAAUAAUUAUCAAAUAUUACAACCAAAAACAUUUUUUAAUGAUUCUGAUGGUUCUUUAUGGAUUGCAAGAAUUGCAGGCUCUGGUGGUUCAAUUGUCCACACUUUAAUACAAAAUAUUGAUUAUAACGGCCCUUUCCUUCCAGGAUUUAAAUUCUUACAAAAUUUCGAUUUUUGUUCGAAACUAUCGCCAAUUAAAUUUGACGGUAUUGACCAUGUUGUGGAAGCACAUCCAGAAGAUUUUUUAGAUAAAGUUGUUAGUUGGUAUGAGGAAAUACUUAAAAUGCGUAGAUUUUGGUCUAUUGAUGAUAAAAUAGUUAAGGCAGAAUUUAGUGCUUUACGUGCAAUUUUAAUAAAAAAUGAAAAUGUUGGAGAGGAAGAAAAAAAUAAAAAUUUAGUUCAAAUAGCCCUUGUUUCCCCAGUAAAUGUUAAUGGAAUAAAAAGAAGAGGGCAAGUUAAGGAAUUUCUUGAUUUUCAUGGCCAGCCAGGCAUUCAACAUAUCGCUUUUCACACAAAUAAUAUAAUUAAACAAGUAGAGGAAUUACAAAAAAGGGGAUUAGAAUUUCUUAAAAUUCCCUCUUGUUAUUAUGAUUUACUUGAAGAACGUUUAAAUAAAAAUUUAAAAAUUAAAGAAGAUUUAAAUAAAAUAAGAGAAUUGGGUAUUUUAAUGGAUUUUGAUGAAAAUGGUUAUUUAUUACAAAUAUUUACUAAACCUGUUCAGGAUAGAGCAACACUUUUCUUUGAAAUAAUACAAAGAAAUAAUUUUAAUGCAUUAUUUGCUGCUGUUGAAAUGGAACAAAAACAAAGGGAAGCAAAUUUGGUAAAAUUUGAAGGAAAAUAAAACUUUAAUUAAUUUAAAAAGGACUUUAAAAUUUAAUUCUUUUUUUUUUUUAAAUUUAAUCUUUCUUUUUAAUUUCUUUUUAAUUUCUAAAAAAUCUUUUUGAUAAAUCUUCUCUUCCCUUUAUUUAUCUCCUAAUUAUUAUGCCAAUUCUUUUUCUUCCUCUAAAUAUUUUUGUGUUUUUUGUUUGUUUUAUUAUUUAUUAUAAUAUCCUCCGCUACCUCCUCCCCCCUCCUAUUUUGGCUCAAUUUCUUCAAAGCUUUUUUUAUUUUUUUCCUGCCAUUCUCGUCUAUGUAUAUAUUUAUAUUUCUUUUAAAAAUGCCUUUAUAUUUUUGCUUUAUUCUGGUCUUUUAAAUAUUUUUUGUUCAUCGAUUUUAUUGAUAAAAUUUAAAUUAAAA
Messenger RNA from Meloidogyne enterolobii, 1620 nucleotides. The record is from the annotation of a GenBank genome assembly. NCBI's taxonomy places the organism in Eukaryota, Metazoa, Nematoda, Chromadorea, Rhabditida, Meloidogynidae.